CCAUGAUUUAAUAGAGAGAGAGAGAGUGAGGAGCUGUGUGUGUCUGUGCGUGUGUUUGUGUACGUGUGUCAGAGAGUGUGAACCUGCAUGUACUUCCCGGUUUUAGAGAGUACAGUUAUUGUGCUAUGCUGUGUAGGGAACCUACCGGCAUAUUAAUAAUUGUGUGUGGAUGAACGUAUAUGUGUAUGCGUGCGAGUCGGCAAUUUGCGAGUGAAUGUUUGUGUGUAAAUAUCUUUUUUUUUUGGAAUAGCGCAAAAAUUGUUACAAAAUAGGUGGUGAUGUAAACUUUUGGGUUGAUUCAACAAACAGUAGGUAACUUCACUGCAGAUGAUAACUUGAACAUAGAUUAACACUAUACACACACACACACACACACAUACACACUCGACCCUGUCUGUCACCCCUAUUACCUGUCGCUACCUCACUUCCUUCUGAUUGCAGUCGUGACUGAAGCCGUUCUUCACAGUUCUACCGCCUACACACUCUACUGUCACUCUCUCCCCUUCUCUCCCCCUCUUCCUCUCUUCCUUUCUCUCUAUCUCUCUCUCCCUCUCCCUCUCCUACCACCCCAUCUAUCUGCUCUGCAGCUCUCCCUCUUCUCCCUUUCUUCCUGCCCCAUUUUCUCUCCAUCUUCCUCUCAAUUUCCUCCUCAGCAUCCCAGAUGUUGAUGCAUUGAUGUAUCAGUAGCUGAAAUUUCCGCGGAGGAUUUUUUUAAUUAAUAAUUUUUUUUUUGCUGGGGAUGGUGUGUUCCAGAUUGGCACCUUGGCCCUUUAAACGCAGGCAAAGUUUCCUACUGAACCAUUUUUCUGGUUGCCAUAGCAAUGAGCAAGGACUUGGAGAGGUGCAGCGGUAUUAGAAUGCAGUGACAGAGCUUACCAUGUGAAUUCUCACACAUUCAGAUAUCAGGACCCUCUGAAGCUGUGUACACACACACACACACACACACACACACACACACACACACACAUACACCUUCAAACAUAUCACAGGUUUGACUCAGCGAGCCACACAAGGAGAUUGUAAUCGGAGAUGUAUGGGCUAUUGCAUUUGACUGAUGCUUUUAGCUUACUGUAUGUGUGUGUGAGAGAGAGUUUGUUUUAAAGUGUGUCAGCCACUCCUAAUGUUGCAUAGCUUAGUACUGUGAAACUGAGCUGAGUCUGUUGAUGGGUUCAAUUGACCUUAAACAGCACUACAAAUUCAUCAGGACAUCCGUGUUUCAGGAAAUUAAGUGAGGUGUGUGUCUGGAAGCAAGUGAGUGAGCAAGUGCGUGUUCUUUUAAGUUUGUUAAUUAUACUUUGGGUUGUGUGUGUGUGUGUGUAUCUGUGUGUGUGUGUGUGUGUGUGUGUGUGUGAGUGGAAGGUGAGUGUAUGUAUUGUUUUAGGGAAAAGCGGGCUAUCUGCACCCCACAGUCCUUCCUUCUCUUCCUGUAAAAACAUCCCGAGGACCCUCGGUCCAAUCCCGACAGGAAGUGAGGCUGAGAUCACAGGAAGUGGGUUGCAUGGCCAGAAGGGCCGGGUCUCAAAACAGGCCCAUGGAAGUGUCUAGAAGAUAGGUGUGUCCUUAGGCUCAGAAUAAGUAUUUCUCCCUCAGGACAUUGCUGUGUGAGUGUCUUUUAUGUAAAUAUAGGUAAAAGCAAGUGUGGUAUUACCAGUUGCCCAAAAAUAAACAUAAAUGUAAACUCUGUGUUAAAGUGGGAUUAGUUUCUGUGUAAUUCAUAUCUUCUUUCUUUCAUAUCACUGAAUUUCAUGACAAAACUAAAUAAGAAGUAUGUGUCUCUGUGUGUGUGUGUGCGUGUGUGUGUGUGUGUUUGAGGGAGUCAGUGAGUGAGUGAGUGUGGGCACUCAUAAAGUCUUCUGUGUGGUCAGUAUGUUUGUCCAGUGUGUGUUGGGUGAAAGAGAUGUGUGCGUGCGUGUGUGUGUAUAAGUGUGUCCAUAGUGGCCUGAGAUAGAAAAAUGGAUUGGUCUCUUUAUUGGUUAGGUCUCACUAGUCCUUGGGAUUGGUGCAAUGACUCUGUGGACGUGUCCCUGAUUGGGGCUAGUGUGUGAAUGUUGGUAGGAACCCUUCCUGUCUCAGUUUCCUUUCUCUUGUGGACUUUCCUGCUCUUCCAUAUGCAGCUACAGGGCUGGGCUCUGGCUUCCUGAAAUCUCAGUUUAGACUGUGAGCAAAGUCGCGUUGCCAGGCCAAGGAGACAAAUUGGGAUCCCUGAAAGAAUUUUUCCUCAAAAUAUUUGUUGGAAUACUGGAAUCAGAUGAGUUUCGAUUCUGGCAAUGUAGUUUUUUGGAUACUACUCGGAACGGUGCAGUAGGAAAGCUCAAACUUGGAUUUGACACCUGGUCUGAAGAGGGAACGUCACAUGUAACAUUGAGGUCAAAGGGUUGUGAGGAGAGGACAUUGAGAAACACUCACACACACACACUCUCCCAGAGCAUGCCUCUGAGUCCGCCAGCCGACGCCAAACAUGAGUCUCCCGACCGGCCACGGCAACAGCACACCCCUACCAACGGUAACCACGGAGACGACAGCAUUCGGGCCUCUCCCGGGAAAAAAACUGCCACGGAUCCCAUGGAGGAUCUCCACGGAAACGCUGCUGUCAUUCGCAUUGGAAUCCCUGACCUGCAGCAAACAAAAUGCAUACGUUUGGACCUGGAGGCGCCGGUGUGGGUUUGUAAGCAGCGCGUGCUGGUGACGCUCACGCAGAGCCUGACGGACGUCCUUAACUAUGGGCUCUACCUGCCCGCCUUCAACGGCCGCGCCGGCAAGUUUCUGGACGAGGAGAGGCAGCUGCAGGACUACCCUCUACCCACCAUCACCCCGGUCCCUUACCUCGAGUUCCGCUACAAGAGACGGGUGUACACACAAAGCUACGUGGAUGACAAGCAGUUGGCUAAACUUCACACCAAGGCCAACCUGAAGAAGUUCAUGGAGGUCGUUCAGCUGAGGUGUGUUGAAAAAGUGUCCAGGUUUCUGGAAAAAGGCCUGGACCCAAACUUCCAUGAUUCAGACAGUGGAGAGUCUCCCCUUACCCUAGCUGCACAGCUGGACUCCUGUGCUGAUCUGAUUAAAGUCCUGCGAAACGGAGGCGCCCACCUGGACUUCAGGACCAGGGAUGGCAUCACAGCGCUGCACAAGGCUGUGCAGUCCAGAAACCACGUUGCACUAACAACCCUGCUGGAUCUGGGGGCCUCAACUGACUACAAGGACAGUCGGGGUCUGACUCCUCUCUACCACAGUGCCAUGGUGGGUGGGGACCCAUACUGCUGCGAGCUACUGCUCUACGACCACGCCCAGCUGGGCCACAGCGAUGAGAAUGGCUGGCAGGAGAUCCAUCAGGCCUGUCGCCAUGGCAACGUGCAGCACCUGGAACACCUCUUAUUUUACGGAGCAGAGAUGAGUGCCCAAAAUGCCUCAGGAAACACAGCAUUGCACCUGUGUGCCCUCUACAACCAGGAUGGCUGUGCCAGAGUCCUGCUGUUUCGGGGAGCUAAUAAGGACGUUAAGAACUACAACAACCAGACAGCAUUUCAGGUUGCCAUCAUUGCAGGAAACUUUGACCUGGCAGAGAUCAUAAAGGUUCACAAGCUCUCAGAUGUUGUCCCUUUCAGGGAGAGCCCCUCCUACUCCGCCAGGCGUAGAGGCGGGGACAACGGUAGGUGUGUCUCCCCUCGUCGCUCCGCCCUGCUGCGCUCGGCCAGUGACAACGCUCUGGAUGACAAUCUGCCCGCCCCCUCGCCCGCACCUUCCUUGCGCAGCCUGCCUCCCCUGGAUGCCGAGGAGACCUCCCCUUCCCAGCGUGCCCCGCAGGGACCCAACACACACACACGCAGCCUCAGGAGACACACCCGCGGCCACCUCAGUCCUGGCAGUCCGGUGCAGAGGGAGCCCAGUCCUCCUGCGCCGUCGCGGGGGCCCAAGCGGAGGCUGUACAGCGCGGUGCCUGGCAGGACCUUCAUUGCUGUGAACUCACACACUCCGCAAGGGGAGGGGGAGAUAACGCUCAACCGCGGAGAGAGAGUCAAGGUGUUGAGUAUUGGAGAGGGAGGCUUCUGGGAGGGUUCUGUAAAAGGAAGGACUGGUUGGUUUCCUGCGCACUGUGUGGAGGAAGUUCAGAUGAGACAAUUCGACCCACGACUAGAAACACGGGAGGACCGGACCAAGAGGCUGUUCAGGCACUACACAGUGGGCUCCUAUGACAACUAUACCUCCUACAGUGAUUAUGUCAUUGAGGAGAAGAGUGCCACCCUGCAGAAGAGAGAGAAUGAGGGCUUCGGCUUUGUCCUCCGCGGAGCAAAAGCUGAGACACCGAUCGAGGAGUUCGCACCAACUCCAGCGUUUCCUGCCCUCCAGUACCUCGAGUCUGUGGACCUGGAGGGUAUUGCCUGGAGAGCGGGGCUUAGAACAGGAGACUUCCUGAUUGAGGUGAAUGGAGUGAGUGUGGUGAAGGUAGGACACAGACAGGUGGUGUCUCUGAUCCGACAGGGAGGCAGCUGCCUGGUCAUGAAGGUUGUGUCUGUGUCUCGCAAGCCAGAUACCGGAGAUGUAGUCCGCAAGAAAGCUCCCCCGCCCCCCAGGAGAGACCCCAGCACGAGCCUGACCCUGCGGUCCAAGAGCAUGACCUCUGAGCUGGAGGAGUUGGCAUCCAUGCGGAGGCGAAGAGGGGAGAAGCUGGAUGAGAUGCUGAGCAGCAAAGAGCCAGUGGUGGUGAUGAGGCCACGCCCCUCAGAGGCGGACUCUCGUGCCGCCACCGUCAAGCAGAGACCAAUCAGCCGGAGAAUCACACAGGCAGAGAUUAGUAAUCUCAUGGAGAGGCAAGGAAUGUCUCCACCUUCUGGGCUGGGUUUGGAUAAAAGUCACAUGCAGCUGCCUAGAGGAAUGUCCAGAACCAAAUCCUUUGAGAUGUUUCACACAGGAGCCCCUGAGGAUGACAGAAUCUCCGCUCUGAUUGGAGAGCACCGGUUUCCACGGAGCUCUUCCAUGACGGACAGCUUCCAUAGCAUCCCACCCCCGCCUCAGACCGCUCCCCCUCCACCCCCGGCUCCUUACUACAUGGACUCGGGCCCGCCUCCAGCCUUCCUUCCCCCACCCCCUCCGUCCCGCACGGCCAAUCAGUCGCGCUCGAGCUUCCGGCCAGGCGCGGAGCCCAAGCUGCACGGGCCGGUGACGACGGACAGGCAGAGGAAAGCCCGCUCCAUGAUUAUCCUGCAGGACACCGCCCACCUGCCCGUCGAAGCCACCGCCAUCGCCCGCCCGGCCACGCCCACCUCGGCCCACGGCCAGCAGGAGCGAGGGCGUCGGCGGAACCCCGCCGUGGAGAACCCGUACGCCAACGUGGGCCGUCUGAGUACGCUUUACACGCCCGCCAAGCCCCAGCGCAGGAAGAGCCCGCUGGUCAAGCAGGGCCAGGUGGAGGAGGGCGGGGUGGGCGGAGGCAGUCAGGAGAGGGUGGUGAUCCGGGAGCCGUCUCCUGUCGGGACAUUGCGGAUCCCGCACAGCAGUCGGGCGGAGCAGUUCCAGCAGCAGGUGCUGUCGGAGCGCGCCCGCAUAAUUCCGCCGGGGGCGCGCCGCCGCCCCAGCGUCUUCCUGUCCGUGGAAGGGGGCGCCACUGAGCCGCUGACGGCCCCGUUGCAUUCGCAGUCCCACUCCAUGGACGAGCUGGCCGAGCUGCCCCCGCCUGCGCCCAUGCUCUCGCCCGGCCCCCCGCCCGGAGGCUCCACCUUCAUCCACCCGCUCACCGGGCGACCCCUCGACCCCGCGUCCCCACUUGCGUUGGCCCUCGCCGCACGAGAGCGGGCGCUGAGCGGAAGAACCACGCCCACCACGCCGACCACGCCCUCGCCGUCACCCACACCCAGCCAAGGCCGAGGGGCGGAGAGACCCGAGACGGAAGGUGGGGCCACUACGCCGACAGCAGUGGAGGCCACGCCGCCUCAGUCCUGGAGGGACGAGCCUAUCAGCAUCAUCGAAACCCCGCCCAGCGAGAUCAUUAUCAGUAGAAGCAGCCCGGUGUCGGGGCGGAGUCCCGAGGAGACGCCCGCCCCUUCCAGCCUGACGGACACUGAGCACAGUCCAACCACGGUCCGAGUUCCCUCCCCGGCCCCGCCCCUGGCCAUCUUAUCAGGGCGGAGCAUGACCAUGAGCUCGGAGGAGGAGGCGGAGCCGUACACCGUGACCCUCCCCCCGGCCUUGCUGUCGUCCAGCGACGAGGAGACGCGCGAGGAGCUCCGCAAGAUCGGCCUGGUCCCUCCACCGGAGCCCUUCUCCAACGGCCUGAUGAUGAAAGACGCGCCCAUCAAAUCCCCCCUCACACUCGCCGCCACCAGCCCCCGCCCUGUGGUUGCUGCUGCUGCUGCUGCGGCCACCGUGGCAACCUCCGCUGCCUCAGCCUCCUCCUCCUCGGGGGGCAAGUGUGACUCGGCCGCCGACUCCGGCGUGGAGGACCCGCACCUCGAGACCACCAGCACCGUGUCCACCGUCUCCAGCAUGUCCACGCUGUCCUCCGAGAGCGCCGACUCGGCGCACGCCAAGCCAAAGUGCGUGGUGGCCCGGGGACGUCCGGCGGCGCUGCUGCGCGACCCGCUGCUCAAGCAGUCGUCCGACAGCGAGCUGCUCCCCCACGUGCAGGGCGGUGCGGGGACCCCCGGGAGGCCGCGCUACCUCUUCCAGAGGCGCUCCAAGCUGUGGGGGGAGGUGGAGCCGCGCACCGCGCAGCAGCAAGAGGCAGGGGCGGGGACCAACGAGGGCCGGCCGGCAGCCAUGGGCGCGGAGCUCCUGGGCAAGGACUCACACUCGCUCGGGGAGGAGCCUAUCGUCGGGGCAGCUCUCGACCCCGGUAGGAGGUCCCCUGUGGGAGGGGCAAGAUGUGAGGAGGAGGACGGAGAGAGUAAAUCGUUGUUCAGCAGUCUGGGGGAGCUGCACACCAUCUCCCAGCGUAGCUACGGAACCACCUUCACCAUCCGCCCAGGCACCCGCUACCCGGUGACGCGUCGCACGCCCAGCCCCGGUGCCACGCCCGAACGCAGCGAGCCGCUGGGCCCUGUGCGCACUUUCGGCUCCCCCCAGCACCCCCACCACCACCACCACACCAUCCUCAAGUCGUCCAGCCUCAGCCUGCCGCAGGAGCCCAAGGAGGUACGCUUCGUCAUGCGCAGCGCUAGCGCCCGCGCCCGCAGCCGCUCGCCGUCACCUUCGCCGUGCGCCUCGCCGUGCCCUUCGCCCGUGCUGGGGGGCCCGCUCAUGGCGCUGCGGCCCUUCCGCCAGCGCCCGCUGGCGCUGUGGAACAAGUACGACGUCGGGGACUGGCUGGAGAGCGUGGGGCUGGGCGAGCAUCGCCCGCGCUUCCUGGAGCACGAGAUCGAGGGCGCGCACCUGCCCGCGCUCACCAAGGACGACCUGGCCGAGCUAGGGGUGACGCGCGUCGGGCACCGCAUGAACAUCGAGCGCGCGCUCAAGCAGCUGCUGGAGCCUUGAGGCCGCCGCAACACUCGCCGCUCCUCCUCGUGGCCACUGCACAAGUUGAAACAUCGUCUCCGUACAGAUGUAGUAUUUACACUGGAGUCCGGCACAGUUGUUGCACAACCCCCUUCCAAUAAUCCAAACACAGCCACCGACAAUCCACCCCACCCCACAAAUUGCCACCCGCCCACUCACCCCCAUCCCCCCUCCCUCCACACACAUCAACACAGAAAAACAACCCACUAAAAAUGAACAUGCAUACCAUACAUGGAAUUUAUAAAAUAACAUGGGGUAUAGUAUCCAUACCCCACACCCCUUCCCCCCAGAACACAUAAAUAAAUAAAGACCCCACUAACAGCCACGUAACAUCCUCACUUUCCUAAUUACUUUUCUCAGUCACAGAAUCAGCGUAUAUCUACCCUCUGACUAGUCCAAACUGUUGGUUUAUCACCUCCUUCCCUUACCAGGUUAUCCCAGUCCAGUUAGUCGCUGUGGUUUAACAGAAGACUGGGUUUGAACCGACUGGGCCUGGGUUUACUGAGGCUGAUUUAAAGUAAAAAGUAAUGAUUGAGAUCUAUGGUGAAGGAGAUUGAGAUCUAUGGUGAAGGAGAUUGCCUUUGGAGAGCUUUCUGCUCUCUACCUUUUUAAGCAACCUUUGAGCAGACUCUGCCUCCAUCUAGAUUUAAUAAAAAUGAAAGUAUUUUCAGCUAACUUUUAUAUGUAUGAAUUAAAACAGGUUAUAUAUUUAAGAUGGAUCGAAUUGUAUUGCGUAUGAAUGCAAACUGAAGUUUAACUUCACAAUUUAACCUUAUAUUGUGUCUUUAAAAAGUUUGUGGUAGUUAAUUUGGUCAGAUUUUCAGCUAUUUUACCUUUGAAGCAAAGUCCCUUAUCACAAUUAUUGCUUUCUAUUAAUCUGUGCUUUAUGACUAAUAUGAUGUUCCCAAUAUAUUUAUUUUAUUCUGUUUACAAAGUCAUCUCAGAAAUGUUGUUGGAAGAAGGCAUUUGAGAAAUAAGUAAAUGUGGCAGAUGUCUGUAAAUAUGUUAUUUUUUCUUUCUUUCUUUCUUUUCCACUCAAACAGAAGCAAUGAAAAUGUGUGUUAUUUACAUGCUGACUAUGAUUGCUCUGAGGGCUGUGAUGUUUGCUCACCUCUGUGAAUGACAUACAAAGAUCAGGUGCUAUGUUACAAAGCCAUCUGCACACACACACACACACACAAGCUCACACCUACACAUAUAUCCAGUUACACAAUUAGUCAGUAAUGAAAACGUGCAUGCAUACACAAGUGCUUAAUCUCAUAUCUGCAGUGUACAAAAUGACGCACGUAAAAACAGGACACAUGCAAAGGCAAAACACGAGGAUAGCGUUGCCAUUCCAACAGUCAGUAUGUUAGAGGGCUCAUAGGUCUACUCAUAUUCACAUCCCACAAACGGCAGAAGUACCUCAAACACACAAACACGUAUGCACGCACGCGCUAACACACACAGACACACACACCCUUGGGCUUGAACAGGCCGACAAUCUUAUUCAUGCAGCAUGUGAAUAUGUGUCCGCAGUGUGUGGUUGAACUGUUCUGGCAAGUGACAAUGGACAGCAUCCGCCACAUUCAUAUACAAAAAUGGAAUACGUCUCCAAAAAAAAGGACUAAACCUUUUUGGUAUUUAUUGUUGGACUCUAAAUCAAAUGUUGGCCGAUAUCUACUCUAAACGGAAAAAACAUGUACCAAAUAUUACAACUGGCGUUACGUGUGUGUCUUUGAAAAACUUUCUUCAAUUCUCAGGCUGUAUGGAGUGGAUAAGGUGCUCUAGCGCCCUCGUCUGGACAUAACGAUGGAGCUCUCUCGUUUCUCGUUUUUGUACAGACAGAAAGCCGUUCAAUCCAACCGUUUUUCUAACAAAUGGAAAUCAAUAGGACCUUGUUGGAAUUCAAUGGACAUUUGUAUUCGUAAACUAAUUUUGUGGACAAUAUACGGAACGAAAACAGGGUUUAUCAGACAUAGCCUUUUCAAGUUGAAAUUAUAACUGUUCAAUAUUUUGAGCCCUGACAAAAUAGAAUUGCUUAAUUCUGAAUCUA
This is a messenger RNA of Clupea harengus (Atlantic herring), 9520 nucleotides long. RefSeq names its product SH3 and multiple ankyrin repeat domains 3b (gene shank3b). The record is from RefSeq and is a predicted model, not a curated record. Lineage: Eukaryota; Metazoa; Chordata; Actinopteri; Clupeiformes; Clupeidae. Gene Ontology annotation, cellular component: dendritic spine; postsynaptic membrane; postsynaptic density. Bases 2428 to 7464 code for a protein of 1678 amino acids. The transcript is spliced from 24 exons. Gene Ontology annotation, molecular function: ionotropic glutamate receptor binding; synaptic receptor adaptor activity.